UCUUGGAUGCCAUGCAGAACGGAAUCAGGCAGCCAAGCCUCAGGUUCACCUUCUCCCUCACCCUCUGCGCUGCUCGUGUGGCACAGCAGAUCCUGAAGCCAGAGGAGCACGUGUACAUAAGGGUAAAGAGAUUCCUUCUGUCGCACUGGUAUUUGGACCUGAGGAAGGUACCGGGCUUUCUCCAGCUUUUCUACAGUUUUGAUUUUGAGUACAAAACAGCACGAGUGGAUCCUCAGAUUUCUUGGGGAAGGGCUGCGUGACAAAC
This is a messenger RNA of Vidua macroura (Pin-tailed whydah), 265 nucleotides long. Its product is annotated as nucleolar pre-ribosomal-associated protein 1-like. The coding region runs from base 12 to 260 and encodes 82 amino acids. Gene Ontology annotation, cellular component: nucleolus. The transcript has 3 exons. Gene Ontology annotation, biological process: maturation of LSU-rRNA from tricistronic rRNA transcript (SSU-rRNA, 5.8S rRNA, LSU-rRNA); maturation of 5.8S rRNA from tricistronic rRNA transcript (SSU-rRNA, 5.8S rRNA, LSU-rRNA). NCBI's taxonomy places the organism in Eukaryota, Metazoa, Chordata, Aves, Passeriformes, Viduidae. The record is from RefSeq and is a predicted model, not a curated record.